Mycena indigotica is the source of this 522-nucleotide messenger RNA. RefSeq lists its product as uncharacterized. The coding region runs from base 64 to 522 and encodes 152 amino acids. The record is from RefSeq and is a predicted model, not a curated record. The transcript is spliced from 4 exons. NCBI's taxonomy places the organism in Eukaryota, Fungi, Basidiomycota, Agaricomycetes, Agaricales, Mycenaceae.
GCGGAAUACUAUAGAUAUAUCUCGCUCUUGCUGACCCGUCACUCUCCACGAUUGUUGUGGCACAUGUGGAACCCGCCCAAGGCCAAUGACCUCUUCAGGACCUCGGCGCGGAAAAGCGCCGCACCUGCCUCAGGCUCCCGCCCCGUCUCUGCACCCACUCGCUUCGGGUUCCACAAGCGCCUCUGGCGAGGGCCGGAGGGCCCCGACUUCUCCCUCAAGGGCUCCAUCGCGCCGGGCCACAUCGACGCGCAGCUUAUCGGCGAGUUCGCGGAGGGGAAGAACAACAAAGCGCUCGCUUCAAUCAACGGCGCCAUUGGCCCAGGCGUAGCGCCUAUUGAGGUGCACUGGGUGGCGGGCCAGCUGCGCGCGCGCAUCGUUGUGUGGGACCUCGAUGGCCAUAUUAUGGUGACGCAUUCGGGGCCGCGGAUCGGGACGGCGACCAGGCGAGUGAUGGAGAUUCCGGAGAAGUAUCAAGCGAAGGCGCAAGAGGGCAAGGGUGAGAAGGCGGAGGCGAAACGGUGA